CGUUAAUGCAAAAAAAGUUCCCCCACCAUUAGCUGCUCAAUUGGUAACCUUCAAUCGACAAUGGAAGCUCCUCAAUUUCAAGCCAGUCUCCAAUUCAGACGUUUCUUAGCGUCCCAAACCCCAUGUUUUAAAGACACUGAGCAUUGUAAGAUUGCUGCACCUAAAAGCUCAGAUGAAAGGGUGCCAUCUCUAAAUAUCAAAAAGUUGCUAAGAAGGUCAGUCCUGCAACUUGUUGGAUUGAGUCCUAUUUUCGUAAGUACUCGUCCUGUCUUAUCUGCGCCAGUUCAGGAGAUGAAAGAACCUGAUGUUAUCCGGACUCUAAAGCUUGCUAGUGGAGUGAGGAUACAAGAUGUUGUUGAAGGGGAAGGACCAGAGGCUCAUGAAGGAGAUAUCGUCGAAAUUAAUUAUGUCUGCCGACGAUCAAAUGGAUAUUUUGUCCACAGUACGGUGGACCAAUUCAGCGGAGAAAGCUCCCCUGUCAUACUUCCUCUGGAUGAUACACAGAUAAUUGAAGGUCUGAAGGAAGUCUUGAUUGGAAUGAAGCCUGGAGGAAAAAGAAGAGCGUUGAUACCGCCUUCACUAGGAUACAUCAAUGAAGACUUAAAACCAGUACCUGAAGAGUUUGGACCAAGGCGUAGCCUUAUGUCUCAUGUGAAGGAGCCUCUAAUUUUUGAAGUGCAGCUGUUGAAAGUUUUAUGAGUAUCAUACUUAUUGUUGGUGCUUAACUAUACUAUGUAAGUUUAUUAACUGAUUAACUUCCAUUACUUUGAUCUCUUGAAGAAUGUACUGAAUUUUCGCCAAGAUAUACUAAAACUGUCUGCUGCGGGAUGUUCCAAAACUGGUUAUAUUGUUUUUAUUUCUAGUUUAAGGGAACUUAUUCUUUAGACACAA
Molecule: messenger RNA, 891 nt
Organism: Nicotiana attenuata
Lineage: Eukaryota; Viridiplantae; Streptophyta; Magnoliopsida; Solanales; Solanaceae
Product: peptidyl-prolyl cis-trans isomerase FKBP16-1, chloroplastic
Exons: 8
Coding region: 61-699 (212 amino acids)
Molecular function (GO): peptidyl-prolyl cis-trans isomerase activity
Source: RefSeq, a predicted model, not a curated record